AUGGCUGACGUCACCAACCUGACAGUGUUAUUCCACCAAUCAUACACAAGUGUUGCCAUCACCGACGUGCACGUGUGUGGGGGUCACGUGUUUGUUGCUUUUGACAACACCACACGACAUGAAGACGGCUGUGUUAAUGUAUAUAAACUUUACAACAAAGAGACCCAAACACUUGACCUCGUGCACUCAAUAAAAGUUGGAACUUUGCCUGAUAUGGUACUUACUACGCCUGACUGCAAAACACUGAUUGUGGCCAUAGAAGCGGAACCAUAUGACGACAAUGCAAAUGCAGUUCUAGUUGAUAAUUCUGGAGGUAUCGGCCUCGUUAAAUUUCCCCAGGGACCCAACGGCGCAUACACUAAAAAUGUUUUAGGGUUUCACACCUUUGAUGACAGAUAUUUUACCGAGCUUGAGAGCCAAGGCGUCAUGUACAUAAACCGAAAUGCCAAGUUUUCAGACGACGUAGAACCGGAGUAUAUAACUCUGAACACAGAAGGCACACUAGCCUAUGUUAGUUUACAGGAAAACAAUGGCAUUGCAGUCGUGGAUCUCGCUUCAGAAGAGAUAGUAGAUAUUUUUGGGCUUGGUUUUAAAGACUGGACAUUGGCCAACAUUGACCCCAGUGAUAGAGAUGGAGGGGUACAUAUGCAGCCUUGGAAAGUAUUUGGAAUGUACCAGCCUGACGCCAUAAAGAUGUUGCGAUUCCAAAACGAAGAUUUCAUCGUUACUGCAAACGAGGGUGAUUCUAAAGAUUACGAUUACUUUUCGGAAGAAAACAGGGUGGGGGAUUUCGUUCUAUCCGAAUUAUUUGAACGCAACGCUACUCUUCGUGACGAAUGGACUACUGAUUCAGUGUUAGGAAGACUUAAAGUCACUUCUGUCAAAGGCAAAAACGAAACAACACAACAAUAUGACCAGCUUUAUUCAUUCGGUGGUCGCGGGUUCUCUAUUAGGAGGGCGAGUGAUAUGAGUCUAGUGUACGACAGCGGUGAUGAGAUCGCUACCAAAACAGCGGAGCUUCUGCCCCAUCUUUUCAAUGCAAAUGGGGAAGAGUCUAUUGCUGUUUCAGAUUGUUCCGAUACGCGCUCCGAUGACAAGGGUCCAGAAACUGAAAGCAUUGCCAUAGGGCAUAUAGGUGAUACCACCUUGUUGUUCAUUGGCAAUGAGAGAGGGUCAACCAUCGCAGUAUACAGCCUUGACCAGACCGCGGCAGAAAUCACACCACAGUUUGAGGCAUUUAUAUACGGCGUUGGUGAUAGCGAUGAGACGAGGGGUGAUCUGUACACAGCACGAGAUAUAAGCAUGGUUGAUCCUGAGGAUAUAACGUUUAUUACCGCUAACGACAGCCCCAAUGGCAAGCCUCUGCUGUUAGUAAGCGGCAGCGUCAGCGGCACUGUGACAGUUUUACAGAUGGACAUACAGCUCGGUUUACCAAAUGCUGCUUCAGCACCUUCGAGGUAA
Mya arenaria is the source of this 1461-nucleotide messenger RNA. Its product is annotated as mesenchyme-specific cell surface glycoprotein-like. NCBI's taxonomy places the organism in Eukaryota, Metazoa, Mollusca, Bivalvia, Myida, Myidae. The record is from RefSeq and is a predicted model, not a curated record. Gene Ontology annotation, molecular function: protein binding. The transcript has 10 exons. The coding region runs from base 1 to 1461 and encodes 486 amino acids.